CCGCACCCCGGGCCUGCGGCCGCCGCGAGCUUAGGCCGGCGUGUGCGCUCAUCGGUGUCUGGGCCCUGGCCGGCGGAGAUCCCGGACGGAGGGAGGUGCUUCGGGCGUCCUCCCCAGGCCCCUCCGUGCGUCCUCCCCAGGCCCCUCCGUGCCGCCCGCGGCCCGCACCAUCCCGGAGCCGGAGGCCCCUGGUGGCCUGCCUGGGACUCCCCAGGGAGCCCGGAGGAACGCUGGCUUCCUUUGUUAACAAAAAGAGAAGGCGGGGGCGGGGGGAGCGGGCGCUCUUUCCGAAACGCCCCAAAUUCCGCGCGCCGUGCCCUCCAUUGCGUCGGGAGUAUCUUCCCGGGGCCUCCACCACUUCUCCUCGCCUCACUUUGAAGGGAAGCUGUUGGAACUUAGGGAAGAGAAAUCGCGCCUUGAAAGGAGGUUAGCCCGCUUCCCCCUUUCCGUCGAGCGAUAACGGACCCGGUGUGGACGUACCAAUUUGGAAUUGGGGAAAAGGGCCGAAAGAUUCUGUGGACAAUCACAAUGGGAAGCAAAGGAGGCUCCAUCCUGCUCCUGCUCGUCUUGGCUGUCCUCUGCCAUUCAGGUGGGAGCCUGACCUGCUACACCUGUGUUGACAACAAAGCCUGCAAUAAGACCACCGUGUGCUCGGUUAAUUUUGAUACAUGUCUUUGGGUCAAAGCUGAGCCAGAAGUUUUUCAACACCAGUGUUGGAAGUUUGAUGAUUGCAAUUACAACUACAUUUCAAAAACCCUCGGGCUGAGGAAGCUGGAGUACCACUGCUGUCAACAGGACCUGUGUAACAGGGACGCGGCCGCGAGCAUCUCCGGGAAGACGGCUCUCCUGCUGGUCCCUUUGCUGGCGGCAGUCUGGACCCUUUGUCUCUGAAGCGAUAGCGGGAGGCCUUCUCCUAACCUUUCCGCUUCUGUAUCUUCCUUAUUUCUGUGGCUGCUGCAUUCCAAAGGCUAUUUUUCCCCUGGGUCCUGCUGGGAAAGACUAAAACUAGCUCAAGCAACUUGGUUAAGAGAGAGACUCUGAGAGACUUUGAAGACCAGUCCUGUCUGCAGUGAAGACCCGUCGGAGGGACAGAACGCAGACAUGCAGCACAUGUGACGUGAGCUAGGUCCCAUGCAUCUUCCCCGGCUUUCUGCAAGAGCCGCUUUGCGGUGACAGCUUGAGCACCCUAGAUUCUUGGCAUGCCCGGUCAUUUCCCCUCCGGUUCCUUGGAUGUAGUUAUUAAAUACUCUAAUCAGUGCUUUUUGGGUUCGGAACAGGGGAUUCUUUUCAACAGCCUCUCCCAGGGGAUGCUUUCAUGCUCUCCCUUUAUGGCCCCCAUGCUGCUGCGCAGGCCCGACCAGGCGCCCACGUGUGGGCUGCCAGUCAGGGGCCGUGAGACUCUCCGUGCAGGGCGAUCGCAAUGACGGGUGUCUGGCAGGGAAGGAGGGGAGCUUCCCACAUGGCAGGGUGUGGAGCCCCCAGGUCUGUCUUCCGAGAGGUAGCCUUGGCUAAAAUCCGAGUUUUCCUCUGUCCCUCAGUUGUGAAUGGGCUUUGCUGUCUUCACUAGGAAAAUUUAACAGCAUAUAUUAAUGAUGUGUUAAAACUAUCCCCCCAACUUUUGUAUUGGGUUGGUGGGGUAUCUUGGAUUUGUCACACACAGUUAAAGACUGAACGUUUGUUGUUUUAAGUAGUACUGGUAGCAGAUCUCUUCAUCCGUGUCUGUAUGCUGGGUGAGCCCAAAGCGAAGAGCCCCUGGGGCUGCAGCUUGGGGCCUCCAGAUGUCCUCAUGAACAGCAACGGGGGUGUGUUUUACCUGCCCACCCCCGGCCUGUUGAGCCCUGGCUGACCUAACACAGUUUGCAGAGAAGACAUUUGUCAGGGUUAUUAACACAAUCACAAAUGUUGAGGCUUUUGGAAGCUCUCCCGGUUUCCUAAAAAGUGAUAUACCUUUUUAGGAGGGCAGAGUUUUGCGUUUUUCUUGUGCGUGUUGCUGAAUAAUUCUCAAGAUCCAAUAGACAUAAGGACACUUGUUUUCUUAUCAUCUUGACUGUCUUUAACAGCAUAGCUUGACUUCUUGCAGAUGAAAGUGGGAUUUCACGAUUAACAUUUUUUUAAACCCCUUGAUCAUAUAAUCUGUGGGACAAACUGGAAUGACUGAUGCCUUUCCAAAAAUCAAAUGUAAUCAA
Molecule: messenger RNA, 2186 nt
Organism: Ailuropoda melanoleuca (giant panda)
Lineage: Eukaryota; Metazoa; Chordata; Mammalia; Carnivora; Ursidae
Gene: CD59
Product: CD59 molecule (CD59 blood group)
Exons: 4
Coding region: 529-891 (120 amino acids)
Biological process (GO): negative regulation of activation of membrane attack complex
Cellular component (GO): plasma membrane
Molecular function (GO): complement binding
Source: RefSeq, a predicted model, not a curated record